Phacochoerus africanus (Common warthog) is the source of this 5511-nucleotide messenger RNA. RefSeq names its product SH3 domain containing ring finger 3 (gene SH3RF3). The coding region runs from base 1 to 3162 and encodes 1053 amino acids. Gene Ontology annotation, molecular function: protein binding; metal ion binding. Lineage: Eukaryota; Metazoa; Chordata; Mammalia; Artiodactyla; Suidae. The record is from RefSeq and is a predicted model, not a curated record. The transcript has 13 exons.
AUGAGGCUGCAGUUCGGCGGGCAGCGGCGCAGUCUACGACCCGCCGCCCACCCCGGCUCUGGGGCUGUCACUUCCGCGCGUCGGUGGGUAGCGGACCGGGCCGUCGUCGAGGAGGAUGCCCGGGUGUUGGCUUCGUCCCCAAGGUGCUGGCCGGCGCUGCCCAGGGAGGCAAUCGGGAUAGCGCCGCCCAAACUUUCCUUCGUGGCGGCGUCAGGCGGAAACAUUCCGCUGCGAGGCUCCCGGAGAGAGAAGGAAGGCUCGGGCGCGGGAGGAGACAGGCCCGAGCUUGCGCAGGAGGUGACCGUGACCUCCGCGCGCUCCCCACGCACGUGCUCGCGGCCGAAGACUAGGAAGCUGCACCCGCUGGGCAGCAGCGCUCAGUCCGGCCCAGGGCGCAAGGAGGCGGUGCGGGGGAGCGCGCACGCUGCGCCCCCGCCUCCCAGGGGAUCCGACUGGCUGCUGCGAGCACAGAGCCGCCGGGUUUCGUGCCUGCCCGGCGGUGGCCCUGGACCCCGUGCGGGGCAGACUCGGAGGGACGAGUGUGACCCGCAUCUGUCUCGGGACCUAGAAGUGCGCGCGGCCGCCGGCGCCGCCCCCAUGCUGCUCCGAGCGCCCAGGCUGUGCGCGUCUAGGGCGGCCGCUGCUGCGCAGAGCGAGGGCGACAGCGAAAGGCUGGGCGGGGACAUGGACGAGUCUUCGCUGCUGGACCUGCUGGAAUGCUCCGUGUGCCUGGAGCGCCUGGACACGACGGCCAAGGUGCUGCCGUGCCAGCACACCUUCUGCCGCCGCUGCCUGGAGAGCAUCGUGUGCUCGCGCCACGAGCUGCGCUGCCCAGAGUGCCGCAUCCUGGUGGGCUGUGGCGUGGACGAGCUGCCUGCCAACAUCCUCUUGGUGCGCCUGCUGGACGGCAUCCGCCAGCGUCCCCGCACCGGCGCCAGCCCCGGCAGCAGCCCUCCAGCGCGUCCAGGUCCGAGUGCCGGCCCAGGUUCGGGGACCGCCUCGGCGCUCGCAGGUGGCGGGGGCAGCGCUCCUGGCUCCCCGGUCCUCCUUCCUGCAGCGACCAGCGCCACUGCCAGUCUGCGCGACCUGGCGACCAGUAGGAGCGCGCCCCUGGCAAAGAGCCUUCCCCAGCCGCCCUAUGGCAAAGCCCUGCACAGUUAUGAGGACCAGGAGCCCGGGGACCUCAGGUUCAGCAAGGGGGAUGUCAUCGUCCUGCGGCACCGGGUGGAUGAGCACUGGUACCAUGGCCUCCUGCCCGCCAGCUACGUCCAGAGUGUGCGGCCCCUGCCCCAGGCCCCGCCCCAGGGCAAAGCGCUCUAUGAUUUUGAGAUGAAGGACCGAGACCAGGACAAGGACUGUCUGACCUUCAGCAAGGAUGAGGUCCUGACUGUCAUCAGAAGAGUGGAUGACAACUGGGCAGAGGGAAUGCUGGGAGACAAGGUGGGGAUCUUCCCCCUCCUAUAUGUGGAGCUCAACGAUGCUGCCAAGCAGCUGAUGGAGAUGGACAAGCCUGGCCCGGUUGCAGCAUCUGGCUGCCUUGCUUCCUUGCCCUCUGACCCUGGCACGGCAACUGGCUUGGCCCCGGGUCCUACUUCAGGCAGUCCGGGGGCAGCCAGCGCCCUCCAGCGGCGUGUGGACAGCAAGAAGAACACCAAGAAACGGCACUCCUUCACGGCGCUCAGCGUGACACACAGGUCCACGCAGGCUGCUGGCCACAGGCGUUCCAUGGAGAUCAGCGCCCCCGUGCUGAUCAGCUCCAGUGACCCCCGGGCCGCGGCCAGGAUUGGAGACCUGGCGCACCUGUCCUGCAGCGCUCCCACCCAGGACUCAUCCUUGGCCGGAUCUGCCCCAGCGACUGAACAGCAGGGCACAGCUCCCAAAGUCCAGCUGCCCCUCAACGUGUACCUCGCGCUCUAUGCCUACAAGCCCCAGAAGAGCGACGAGCUGGAGCUGCGCAAGGGUGACACAUACCGUGUCCUGGAGAAGUGCCGGGAUGGCUGGUUCAAGGGCACGGCCCUGAGGACUGGGCUGUCAGGUGUGUUCCCGGGAAACUACGUGACGCCUGUGUCCAGGGUUCCUGGAGGAGGGGCUGGGUCAGUCCGGAACAGCGUGCUUGGAGGGUCUCCGCUGGCCAAAGGGAUGGCCACAACCCUGCACCUGGGAGGUGGGAGUCUGAGCAGCCCGGCCACGGCCCUGAGGCCGGCCCUUCCCCUCAGCACUGGCCAGGCUCAGGCCCAGCACCAGGCAGCCUCGCCGCCGAUGGGCAGUUGUCUACGGCACUCGGCCCAGCCGACAGCCAGCCAGGCUCGGAAUGCCGUCCCCACCGCUGCCCACUCAGCCCAGACUCAGGACCGGCCAACCGCCACCGUGUCACCCCUGCGCACACAGAACUCCCCAUCCCGCCUGCCCUCCACCAGCCUCAGGCCCCCAUCUGUGGGGUCCCCACAGCACAUCCACCAACCCCCGGUGCAGACGGCCACUGGGGCCCAGAGCCCCCGGCCAGCCAUGCAGCUCAUGUCAGCAGCCUCGGCCAUCACACCUCCCAACGUCAGUGCCGCCAACCUCAACGGGGAGGCAGGAGGAGGCCCUGCCAGCAGCCCGUCCACAUCCAGCCCCACCAACAUGGGAGGCAAACCAGAUGAGAGGAAAAGUGAAAAGAAAGACAAGAAGACUGGGCUCCUGAAGCUGCUGGCCGGGGCAUCUGCCAAGAAGAAGCCCCGCUCCCCGCCACCCACCUCUCCCACCCAUGACCCCCAGGCAGCGGUGGAUGCCAUGCUCCAGGGCGCAGUGGGGCCCGAAGUGUCUUCCUCGCUGUCCACCCAUAGCAGGGCUGGGUCCUGCCCCUUAGAGGGCGAGAUGCAGGGGGCUUUGGGUGUGGAGCCGCUGCACAGGAAGGCGGGCUCCUUGGAUCUGAACUUCUCGUCCCCUUCCCGGCAAGCACCUCUCUCCAUGGCCGCCAUCCGCCCUGAGCCCAAGGCACUGCCCAGAGAGAGGUACCGCGUGGUGGUCUCGUACCCACCCCAGAGCGAGGCAGAGAUCGAGCUGAAGGAAGGGGACGUGGUCUUCGUGCACAAGAAGCGUGAGGACGGCUGGUAUAAGGGGACCCUGCAGAGGAACGGCCGCACGGGGCUCUUCCCCGGCAGCUUCGUGGAGAGUUUCUAGGCCCAGGGCUGAGGCAGGCUGCCCUGUACACGGCAGGCGGGGCCAGGAGAUCAGGGCCCCUGAUGGGAACCCCUGCAUCCCCAUGAAGUGGCUCUGAAGGAGCAGACCCUGCCAGGUGGUUAGCUUCUGGGACACUCACUGGCCAUCUGCACAGGGGGGCUGGGGGCACAAGCCCACCACCCGUGCUUGGAGAGUGUCCUUAGGGAGGCUCCCAUCUUCAGGUGGGCCCAGACUGCUCUCCGCCUCUGUCUAUACCUCAGUCACCUCCACCUGGACCCUCAGCAUGGGUGUCACCAGCCCUGUCCCAGGGAGGCCACCUUGCGGCUCCUGUGGGACGAGGUAUGAGCAGUGCUUCUUGCUUUGCCAGCGUGGUCCCAUCUUUCUUAUGUCUUUUUACUGCAAAGCUGUUAGACUUUAUAAACUGCUAACAGGUCAUACACUGCCUAUUUUUCUUACACCUGGUGCUGCCUUUUUGUAAAACUUGUCAGGACUUGGUUGAGCUUGAAAGAAAAAAUAUCUGGGGAGGCACCAAACAGGCAAAACUUCCACAGGCGCCAUGUGACCCUGGGGAGCUAGGUCCUCACUGCCUUGGUGUUUGUGGGGCCAGAGGGGCACUGGGUGUUGGAGGGAGUUUGGAAAAACUAGUCUCUUUAAACUUGUUCCAGAGCUCCAGCCACAUCUAAGCAGAGACAAUGUGACCAGAGGUCCCUGUAAGUGCCUGUUGUGAGGCAGCAAUAGGAACAGGAAGGUUGGCCGCAGGCCUGGAGGCAUAACUCCCCUUCUGUUGCUGCAGAGUGACCAGAGCUAGGAGCCCCCACUACAGAGAUGUGUGGGUUUUACCGCCUUUGCAAGGUCUGGCCAUUUUUCUUUAACUGCUCUGCCAUCGAGCAGCACAAGCCUUGGUCUCAAGUCCAGAGACACGAGGAGGAGGGCUUUGGGGCAUCCUGUAGACUUGGAGCUGGGAGGGGAGGGGGCAGGUCUGAUCUCGGGAUGGGGUCCACACGGGGCCCCUGUGAGUCCAGCUUCCUGCAGGCACAGACUGGAGGCACCGUGAGACACCUCAUGAAACGUUCUUCUCAGCUUGGAGUCCUGGGCCCUAAAGCCUCUCUCUCAUUACAAAACCACUCAGGUUUAAACCAGGCUGAGGUCAUUAGCCUUAGAAACAUGGGAUCUCCCUGCAGUGAAAUCCCGAAACCCACUCGUGGCCUCUGAUGCCCUAACAGGAAUGCUUAUCUUCAGAGUUCCUGUGUUGGGAUGUGACUUGCUACGGCCAGGUGGAUCCCAGGCUGGCAGUAGCCCCUAGAGAAAAGCUCUCUUCCUCUCUCCAGAGGAGAACAGAUUUAAUAGAGUUGAGCAAUUUGUUCUGAGUCAAAUUAAAAAUCUGGGUUAAACACAGGGAGCCCUGAGUGCUGAGUUUAUAGCAGCCGGAAGGUGCCCACUGGUCACUGGUAGCCAAAUGAGUUGCCUCCCAUGCACAGGAAUCAUGUGCAUGCCUAAAACUGGGUCAUCACCAAAGAUGUGGAUGGAUUGGCACGCUGAGUGAGACUCCAGUGAAACAGCUAAUUCAAUCCCCAGAUGAUAGGAAUGUCUAAAUGAAGGCAGUUACCAAGCAACAGGACAGACGAACCGGCCGGUUCCUCUCCUGGCUCCUUGCACGUGAUGCUGAGGCCGGUGCCUGGCAGAGGCAGCAGCUGGACCCCAGCCCCCAGCAGGUGUCUUAUCAUGGUGGCCUGGCCCGUCCGAGCAAAGUCAGGGACGGGCUUGGUGGGGAGUGACACCAGCAUCAGGACCUCCUUGCAGGCUGGGCUCUGGGGAGCAGGAACACAGGUGAUCACUUCUGCGCUUUGGGCAGUUUUCCAACCCUCAGACCAUCAGCCCUCAUGGCCACUUAGCCACAGGCAGCACAGAGCCAGCAUCAGACCCCACUGUCCGGCCAUCUUGCCUGAAGGACCCUCUCCAUCUGGCCACCAAGAUGAACCAACCCUUUGUCUGAAACCCGCAGGUUCCCCAAGCCAGACCUCACGCACCUUGGUUUUGAUAUGGUGCUAGGGGCCCAGGUGACAUGCUCUGAGGAGCAGGACAGAUGUGACAUCAGAGGACACCAAAGUGAUGGGACAUUGGGCCACCAAAGGGCCACAGGCACUGGGGUGGGGGAUGGAAGGCAAGCAUUUCCCAGCAGCCUCACAGUGGGGAAUUCUCUGUACUUUGCACAGUUCACACACACGCACCCCUCGUUUCUGUUGUACACAAGUGUCAGUGUGUGGUGUGUGGUCUUGGAGGAAUGGACAGUGAUGACAAGCCAUGAUGCCUCUGUUUCCAAAUCUUUAAAUAAAACUGAACAUGGACAGG